Molecule: messenger RNA, 1281 nt
Organism: Eruca vesicaria subsp. sativa (arugula)
Lineage: Eukaryota; Viridiplantae; Streptophyta; Magnoliopsida; Brassicales; Brassicaceae
Source: the annotation of a GenBank genome assembly
AUGGCUUUCUACUUCCAGCGACUUUGCUACUUCCCAGCUCUUCUCUCAGUGGUCCUCCAGCUUCUGCAUGGCGUCUCCAGCCAACUAGUUGGGGUUGAGGAACCUAUUUAUGCUCCUCCGCCUCCAUUAGUUGUGAUUGAGGAACCUACUUCUUCUCCUCCGCCUCCAAUAGAUGUGGUUAAUGAACCUAUUUCUGCUCCUCUGCCUCCAUUAAAUGUGGUUAUUGAACCUAUUUUUGCUCCUCCGCCUCCAUUAGUCAAACAGGACAGCAAUGAUGGCAUUGUGCCGGCAUUGUUUGUCUUUGGUGACUCUCUUAUAGACAAUGGGAACAACAAUAACAUCCCUUCCUUUGCUAAAGCUAAUUACUUCCCUUAUGGCAUUGAUUUCAAUGGCGGUCCAACCGGUCGGUUCUGCAAUGGAUUAACCAUGGUCGAUGGGAUUGCUCAACUAUUGGGGUUGCCAUUGAUUCCGGCGUACUCGAAAGCUACAGGAGAUCAAGUGCUUCGUGGUGUCAACUACGCUUCUGCAGCCGCGGGGAUUCUUCCUGACACCGGUGGAAACUUUAUGGGGCGAAUACCGUUCGACCAGCAGAUUCAUAACUUCCAGACAACGUUAGAUCAAGUGACGAGCAAGUCCGGUGGUCCAGUGGCCAUGGCAGACUCGGUGGCUCGAGGAUUGUUCUUUAUUGGAAUGGGAAGUAACGACUAUCUCAACAAUUACUUGAUGCCCAAUUUCCCUACCCGUAACCAAUUCAAUGCCCACCAAUUCGGAGAUCUCUUGGUUCAACACUACGCCAAUCAUCUCACCAGAUUGUAUAAUCUCGGUGGUCGGAAAUUUAUAGUGGCUGGACUUGGAAGAAUGGGAUGCAUUCCAAGCAUUUUGUCUCAAGGAACCGAUGGUAAAUGCUCGGAGGAAGUUAACCAACUUGUUCUUCCUUUCAACACAAACGUCAAAACAAUGAUCUCUAAUCUCAGCCAGAAUCUCCCGGGUGCUAAAUUCAUUUACCUCGAUAUCACUCAUAUGUUGGAAGACAUCAUCGACAACCCCGGGAUUUAUGGCAUUACUACGUUGGAUAAAGGAUGUUGUGGGAUAGGACGGAACAGAGGACAAAUCACAUGUCUUCCCUUUGAGACUCCUUGUCCUAACAGAGAUCAGUAUCUGUUUUGGGAUGCUUUUCAUCCUACUGAGAAAGUUAAUCUCAUUAUGGCUAAGAAAGCGUUUGCUGGUGACCGCACCGUUGCGUUUCCUAUCAACAUUCAGGAACUGGCUAGUCUCAACUAG